UUUCUUUCGAAAGUUCUGCGCGUGCGCGUCAAUGUCUGCUUCCGAUUGGGGAGGCGAAGGUUUUGAUAGAUCGAAUUGCAUUCACAAAGAGUGGCAUGAAAUCUUACUAGAAGUAUAUUCUUUAAAUGGCUGCCUUAUUUGCUUGCACAAAAUGUCAUCGGAGAUUUCCUUUCGAUGACUUGUCACAUGGUGAUCAACUGUGUAAAGAAUGUCGGAGCAAUUUUCCAAUAGUGAAGUGUACAUACUGCCGUGCAGAAUUUCAGUUAAACAGUAAGGGCAGCACCACAACAAUUUGUGCUAAAUGUGCCCAGAAUGUAAAGCAUUAUGGCAAGCCAACUGCUUGUGAGUACUGCAGCAUCCUGGCUGCAUUUAUUGGAAAGCGAUGUCAGCGGUGCGUUAACUCGGAAAAGAAAUGGGGACCACCACUUGUAUGUGAACAGUGCAAGCUAAAAUGUGCAUUUGACCGAAGUGAAGAAGGCAGAAGAAAGGUUGAUGGUAAAGUUCUGUGUUGGUUAUGCACACAAGCUUAUAAGCGUGUAUUGGCAAAGACUCGCAAAAGUCAGGACUUUACUGUUGGUCUCAAGCACUCAUCUUCGCUGAGAGAAGGUCAACCAGGGGAAAGUCUUGAAACCCGCAUAAACCUGCUAACUUCCCAGUCAGAAUCAUCUGACAAUAAGUCAGGUCUUGCUGCUGUGAUCAUGCAGUUAGCCUCCAGCAACACCAAGUUCAGCAGCACAUCAGGAGGUGGCAGCAAUGAAAAUCAGGCCACAACAGUUAGUGCUGGUGUUGGUGACAAAGGUGCCUCCAACGGCCACCAGCACCGAAAGCAUGGUAAGACCAAGUCACUGUCUGAGAAGACAUCCAGCCUCUUAGAUCGCACCACAAACUUGAUGGAGAAGGGGGAGGGGCCAUCUUUGAGUGCUACUGGUGGUACUGCAGGAGGCCCUGGUAGUGGAGGAAUUGAGAACAUCGAAUGGCAGGGAGAUAGGCAGCAUCGUGGCCAUCACAAGUCAAAGUCACACCACCACCACCAUCAUCACCAUCGGCAUCAUUCCAAACAUCAUCACCACCGCCAUCAUGGUGAGAACAAAGAGGAGAUUGAAGAGCAUGGUGGCAAAAGACCUAAGUUGGAAAAAUCUGUUUCCAAUGGUGUUGCUGUUUCAACUCCAAAGAGCACGGGAAGCAAUGUAUCCGACGCUGGUGUUGUUGACACUGGAACUUCAGAUAAUGUGAUUCUCAUUACUCAGCUACGGGAACAAAUUGAGAGCUUGAAGAAGCAGAUUUCUGCUAAGGAUGCUCAGCUUCUGGAGAAGGACAAAAAGAUCACGGAACUGAAAGCAGAGCAUUAUGAAGCUGAGAAAGAUGCACGGUUAAAGGUCCAGAAUCUUCAGAAACAGCAUGAAGAAACAAUAAACAAUCUACAGAUUAAAAACAGAGAACUUCAACGUCAAGUGACCAAACUAUCAAAGGGCGUAAAAAAAAGUGUUUUAGAAUCUAUGUCAGGUUCUAGUUGAGAAGCAGUAUUAGCCUAGUCGGAAAGUUUGUACCUAAGAUAGCUUUUCUUCAUUCUAGAAAGUGAUCAGCUGAGAAGGAUUUACCUCACUAGGAAAGGAAGAAGGUAUUUUAAUUAUUAAUAAGUAUUCCUUGAAGACUAGACUACUGUACAAGAGAAAUUUACUAAUUAUACAGUGAAAAUACAGUCAGACUCAGCAAGACUUAUAAAGAACCUCUUAAAUUUAAUCAGCACUAUACUCACAGGUUAGUGAUCGAGGUUGCUUAAUAUAGAGAGGUAUGUCUGUUGUACUAUUCUUUCAUGACAUUGAAAAAUCUCUAGCCCAGAAAGUUGGGUUUCGAUUUGUAUUGCUUAAUUUACUUUGAUAACUUAGUUUGGAAGAGUCAGCAGCAGAGUCCAAAUGUUUGUCUGAUAAAUCAUUUUUUUUUAAAAGUACAACAAUACAUUCAGCUUACAUUUUACAUUCUGCUUGCACUGCUAAUAUAGCAAGAAAUUACUAUGGUGUGAUGAGUGGGAAAAAUUGAGUGGUGAGGAAAUGCAAAUAAUUUUAGUGCUAAAUGUGUAUCCAUUUUCAUUGUGUCAUGCCGGUUUGUACACAGGUAUGCAUAAGAGAAUGUAGUAACCAUGUUACACAUAUCAUAUAUUUGAAAAUGGGGUGAAAGUUGCCCAAGAAGUUUUUAUCUUUUUUCUUUUUAAGCACAAUCUAAUUUAUGUAUUUUAUCAGAGUGUAGGUAGCUGUGACUGCUUUGUUAGUGCCAUAUUUUUGUUGUGGAAAAGACAGAUUAGGUCAGAUUUUUUUUCCCUUCCCCAUCCCACCCAUUUAAUUAAGAUUCAGUUCCCUGUUGUCAUGUAACCAAACAGGCAUGUGAAGACAUGCUCAGUUAUUUGAUCUUUAUUUACAUUCUUUGUAUUUAGUCAAGGUGUCUAUGUCUUACUUUCCUCAUAAGCUUUUAUUCAGAUGUUUUCUUUUAACCAAUAACAAUUUAAAAUAGACAUUUUCUUGGGCAUAGAUUAAGCUUGCAUCAUUUCAAUUGUAUACAAUUGUAGACAGUUGUAAACUUUAAAGUGAGCCAUGCCAGGGUAAAAAAAAAAUACCACCUAAUUAAGCUUUAUAAUACAUAUAAUUUGUUUUAAAAAGUCAUAAGAAUGCUGAUGAAUUAUUGUUUUUGUUCUUUAUAACUGUCUCUAAUGCUAUGACUAUCUUUUACUUUUUUUCCACUUGUUUAUUUCUGGAUCAUAUAAAGUAAUUAUCACAAACAUAAAAAAAUGUUAAGAAUGAAGUUUAUGAUUAAGUAGUUGUAUCAUUAUUGUGAAUUAAAUGCAACAGAAGUUAUUCCAGCUCAAGUUUGAACAUUGAGAUUUCUUUCCUUCACCUUUCAAUAGCUCCAAUAACUUUUUAGCUUUUGAUACAUGUCCACAUCAUUUAAAAAAUUUUAUUUAUAGUUAUUUUUACAAAACAUUAUUUGAUUAGGUAUAUUUAAAAUAAUUUUGUACUAAACAUUUAAUUUUUUAUUUGGAAAAAUUUUUAGUAGCCUCAUUUUUACGAUUUUUUAAAACUCAUGAUUGAAAGGGAAUUUACAGGAUCUGGUCUGAUAGCAGUGACAUAGCAGAAGGAAAAACAAUAAAUGUAACAUAACCACUUAAAAAAAAUUUUAAAUUAUAAUAAGCAUAAGAUUUUGGUUGAUCAAAGUUAAAAUUUAUAAUAUAAAGUAAGCUUAUUGAUCUUGCAUGUAAAAUUUAAUUUCUUCAAUACGUAGAAGAUUUCUUGUUGGAGAGUAGAGCUUUACUACCAUUUUUGAAGAUCUCUGUGUGGCCGUUUCUUUUAUUUUAUUUUUUAAAUCAUGCUAGCUCUCUUUUUACACUAUAUUUACUCAAUCUCUUUGGCAGUAGGUCAUAUUACAUUAGAAUGUGCUAAUGUUGUGCAGUAUCAUUAAAAUGGUCAUAAUGCCUCAAAUAUACAUUAACAACUUCAAAGCUGUAGAUUCUGGCCUUCAGCCAAAUGGAAUUUUGACUUUACUGUUUCGACGAUUAUGAAGUUAUCCAGUCUUCCUUUUGCAUACUUUUAUAAGAAUGGAGGCCAGAAAUCCCAGUCACAUAUACUUCCUGUUUCUUUCAGCAUGCUUUUUAUCAGCGUAGUGGACUUGGUGCACAUUACUGAUGCUGUUUCCAGCAGAAUUUAUUGAUCACUAUAGAAGGAUCAAUUUUGUUUCAUUAUUUUGUAUAUACAAGUGAUUUAUGAUUAUCAUUUGCAUAAUUGUUGGAGUGUUUGUCAACCUUUUUUGUAAUGUGUAAUCAAACUAGAAUGAAUCACUUGGUUGUCUCAAAUGUUGAUCUGAAUUGUUUUUUGUGUAUUUUGUUUUUAUGAAUCCAUUGUUUAAUCAUUAAAUUUAGUGUUGACAUUUUAUUUGCCAAAUGCCUCUUAUAUGAUUAAGUUUUUCCACUUUUUGGUUCAUUUUUGAUUGGAAAUUUUUCAGUCCCCUCCACUCACCCUUUGAGUAGAGAAAGGAUGGAUGUUAAUGCAUGUGUGAAGAAGUGUAGGGGAAAGAUGAAAGCUUUUUAAUACAUAGUCUUUUUUGUUAAAUUUUUUUUUAAAAAUCAAAACUUACUAUUUAUUAUAAUUUUUGCAUUAUAUAUAGGAGACUGUUUUAAAUGUUCUGUUUUCAUAAGGCUAAAGGCUUUAAAACCUGAUAAUUUUAGUGUUACAAAAUUAUUUUUAUAACUGCAUACUUCACAUGACUGCUCAGCAGAUUUCAGAUUUUGUAACAAUUUACUAGCUGGGGAGAAUCUGUUGCUAACGUUUGUAUUUAUCAUGUAAAUGUCUUGCUAACACCAGCUCCACUCAAAUAUUUGCCAUUUAUUCAGUCAACUACUUAACUACUGUAUUUCGUGGUAUGUAAGUUACAGUUUAAGAAAUUAUAGUAAUGAGAAAAAAAUUGCAUUGCUGCAACUUAAUCUCCAUAUACAGUGGACUCGUGAUUUGCGUGUUUUUAACUCAAAAAAUGUGAAAUAACAUAUUUUUGGACAUCAGCAGUGUAAUGGUUAAAACACAUGCUUGUCACCUCUGUUGUUAGAGGCCCAGGGUUCAGGUCUCGUUCUGGGACACAAUCUGUAUGUGACACCUGUUGAUAGGGUUGGCCAUCGGGGGUUUUCUUCAGGUACUCAGGUUUUUCUCCCCCUCAUAGUGCGAAAUAGCCACUUGGUGGAAGCAUUUUCCUGUCCAAUCAACCUACCAGCCACUUGUUAUUAUUUGACAACAAAAAGAAAUGUGACUUAAAAUAUGCUGCACUUAAACUUUGAUUGAUUUUUCUGUCAUUUUCUUCUUUUAGUUGCUGCCAUUUAGUGAGCAUUAUACUGUCACAAGGAUGAAGCUGAAAGAGGGACAAAAAUGCUCUAAAAAGAAGUAAGCCUGCAAAUAUUGUCAGUCAGUCUUUGUGCUGAAAAUUUUCAGUGUUCGCCCUGUACAAAACAUUGUUGCAUAGCCAUCCAAGUGAAAUAUGUAAGUAGAGGAUUUGUUGCACAGUAAACAGCAUAUUGAAAAAAACUGAGGAUAUGUGAUAUGAAUCAAUUUAAUGAUGCUAAAAAAAACCCCAUCAAGUAGAGUGCAUAGACCUCCAGACUGUGACUAUUAUUACUUAAAUCACAUACUUAAAGGUUUACACUUGGUCAAGUGGAAUGCAUCCCGUCUAUAAAUCACAAGUCACCUAUAUGUCAAACCAAACAUGUUUGAUGAUUGUUAGAUGACUUUUUCACAGUUAAAUGAUUAUAGUUGGAAAUACUAUUAAUGAAAAUGUUGGAUUUUAUUAGGCUAUAUUCUCCUAAUGUUAUGUGGAGGUAAAAGUUACUACUAUAUGUUAAAUUUUAGAGCACCAAUAAUAACCAAGAAAUAGUUAAAAUAGACAUACUUUACUCUUAAAUUCUUCUUCAGCAUUCAGUAAAUUGUUGGCCUUCAAAGAAUCUACCAUCCACUCUGUUGUCACUGGUUACCCAGACCCUUUUGUUUAUUCUGACCAACAAACUUCUGGUGUACUUUUUCUUGCAUUUGGCAGGUUCAAAGAAUGUGCUCUGUGUCUGUUCCUCAGUUAUCAAAUUAUGUUGUUUUCAUUUGUAAUUAGAUUCAUACAAUUUCUGGAGACAGAAAAUGGACCAAAAAGGUGGGGGGAGGGGGGAGGGGGGGCGAAGGGAGUUACUGAUACUCAUAUCAGUAUGCUGGAUUCACAGAAAUUGUUAGCAAAAGAAAACGGCAGCUGUGUGGACAAUUCCUCCAAGGCAAAAAGUAUUAUAUAUAUGUCAGGUCUAUAAACAAGACUCCAUUCAAUAAAACCAAUGCAACUUGGUGGAUGGAAGAUAUUUGGAUGUUACUUGGUUUGUAACACUUCAUUCACUUUUUAGGUAGGGGUACCCAGACCUGAUAGAUAUGGUAUCUAAGGUUUUACACAUACCCAUUUUCCCAAAGAAAUUGUUUCAGUUUUUAAAUGGAGAGCUUUUGAUGUGCAAUACUUGCCUUAUACAGGCUAUAACCACUUCGCUGGCAGAUAUUUUCAUGGCACUUCAGUGAAUGGGUUGAAUCUCUAGUGUUAUUCUACAAAAGAGUUUUAGUCAUUUUUGACAUUACCAGAAAUACAUUGCAUUUUUUUAUUAAAAUGCUUAAUCAGACAAAAAAACUUGUUAAAUCUUUGUAUUUUUUACUUUUUCCUUUUGUUUCAUUUUUUUAAUCAAUUUUUUUUUCUUAGCUUAGAAACUUUCAGCCUCACACAGACAUGAAAAAUAUUUGAACACAUGAGGACUACAUUUUAAAUAGUGCACUGUCUUUUGAAGUUUAGGUGUGGUUCAUUAAUUUUUUUGAAGAUUAAGAUUUAUACUGGGUUUGGUUUGACAGGUUAUUGUGCCAAUUAGUGAACAAAGAAUGCCAGCUGACAUGUUAAAAGUCUGUCCUAUGUGAAGUUAUUAUUGAUCACACCACUUGUAAAUAUUAAAGAAUAUCACUAGCCUCUUCAGCCAACAAAAGAAGUCAUGAAAAUUUCAGAGGAAUGUACAUAAUGCAUUCAUUCCAAGACAGCUAACUGAUGAAGACUGUAACUGCUUGCACAUAAGAGAAUGUAUUUGCACAACAAACAUAAAAUUGUGAAAGCAUGCAUAUGUAUCAGAACAUUUAACACUUAAUUGAUGGUAGUUCUGUAAUAGUUUUUUACUCAAAGCAUUUAACAAAAAUGUUUAUUUGAUUGGAAAGUAAUAUAAACACAAAAUAACCAAAGGGGUGGCAUCCAAACUAUUAAAAAAAAAA
Pomacea canaliculata is the source of this 6794-nucleotide messenger RNA. Its product is annotated as protein FAM76B-like. The transcript is spliced from 9 exons. The record is from RefSeq and is a predicted model, not a curated record. NCBI's taxonomy places the organism in Eukaryota, Metazoa, Mollusca, Gastropoda, Architaenioglossa, Ampullariidae. Bases 126 to 1514 code for a protein of 462 amino acids.